UUGCUCCGUGCGUGUGAGAAAAGGAAGAAAGGAGGGGAGCCUACGGUAAAGUGCUGCUGGGUAGUACUGAGGGUACGGGGCAGUUUUUGUUAUUAUUGUUCAUACACUGCCCAUUUCCACCUCUCCUAUCCUGGCGAAAGUUUAAACGGUUAAAAUGGAGGCGGACAGAUCCGGCGGAGGACCAAACCCGAACUCCGGAGGCGGCGGCAGUAGCAGCGGAGCGGGGCGCAACCCAAACGGGCCCAAAGCAGCACCGGGCCAGGCGACAUCAGCUGCGGCGACCGGGGCGAUGGCAGCGGCGGCAGCAGCAGCAGCAGGAUCGUCGCAGGGUCGGGAGCUGCAGGACGGGGACUCCGCUAUGACGCUUCCUGGGAUCCUGCACUUCAUCCAGUACGAGUGGGGACGGUUCCAGGCCGAGAAAUACCGCUGGGAGGCGGAGAGAGACGAACUCAGGGCUCAGGUGGCGUUCCUUCAGGGUGAGAGGAAAGGGCAGGAAAAUAUGAAACAGGACCUGGUGAGGCGGAUCAAAAUGCUGGAGUAUGCCCUCAAACAAGAGAGGGCUAAGCACCAGAAGUUGAAGACAGGAAAUGACCAGAGUCCUGGUGACAAAAAAACAGAGACAGAAGCUGAGCCAAUUCCCAAUGGGCCAGCUGAGUCAGAUUCAGAGCCAGUCAAUCAGAUGUCCUGGAAGGAAGGACGUCAGCUACUACGCAGAUAUCUGGAGGAGGUGGGUUAUUCAGACACUAUCCUGGACAUGCGGUCUAAGCGUGUGCGGUCCCUGCUCGGGCGAAGCAGUCCGGAAGCCAACGGACCCCCAGCCAGUGAAACCUGCACCGAGCCGGAGCCUCAGACAGGUGGAGAGUCGUUGCUGGUCAGACAGAUUGAGGAGCAAAUCAAGAGGAAUGCUGGCAAGGAAAGCUCUAAGGAGCGUCUCGGCAGCUCGGUGCUGGAUAAGAUCCCCUUCCUGCAUGGCUGCGAGGAUGACGAUGAAGAUGACAGUGACGAGGAAGACGACUUCCAAGGCAUGGCAGCUGACUGCAUCGAUGGACCACGCAAGAACAAAAAGUCACGUGUAAAGAUGGGAACGGAGCCCAUGACCACAGACCUGGACCCAGAGGAUGAGGAAGACGAAGAUGACUCAGAAGAUGCCCUCGGAGAAUUCGACUUCCUGGGCUCAGGGGAGGAUGGGGAGGGGGCAGGGGAGGCACGGAUCUCGGGGGACGGACGGGAGUUAGAGAACCACAGGAACAAGUUACAAGGCAUGAUGUCGGACUUCCCCCCUAAACCUGCCCCGCCCCCUUCCGUAUCAGGACAAGCUCGACCCUGUGAAGGUGGCGCCCUGGGCUUUUCCUCUGACGUCUUCAUCAUGGAUGCUGUUGGAGGAGGGGACAUGAACCUUGGUGAACUGGCUGAUCUCACUGUUGCCAAUGACAACGAUCUGUCUAUGGAUAUGCAGGAUAACAGAGAGGAGUUUAAGAAGACGUGGAACCCACGCUUCACACUACGCAGCCAUUUUGAUGCCAUCCGCGCUUUGACCUUUCACCCCAGCCAAGCGGUGCUGCUCACAGCCUCGGAGGAUGGGACACUGAAGCUGUGGAACCUCAACAAGGCCAUGCACUCUAAAAAGAACGCAGCUUUGGAUGUUGAGCCCAUUUAUACGUUCAGAGCACACAGUGGAGCUGUUUUGUCACUGACCAUGGGUGAGGAUGGGGAAUCCUGCUUCAGUGGAGGUCUAGAUGGAACCGUCAGGUGUUGGAAGAUGCCAGAUCUCAAUGUGGAUCCUUAUGAUAACUAUGAUCCCGGCAUUGAGAGCAGUGUACUAGCAGGCCAUGAGGACAGUGUCUGGGGUCUGACCUACUCAGCAGUUCACCACCGUCUUGCUUCAUGCUCGGCUGAUGGCACCAUUCGCAUCUGGGACCCUCAGAACUCGGCUCCCUGCCUGUCUGUCUUCAAUAAGGAGAGAGAGCGUGGAACACCCACCUCGGUGGCCUUUGUGGCUGUUGACCCCAACCAGGUGGUGGUUUCAUUUGAUGGCGGCGAGACAUUGCUCUAUGACCUUAACACAGAGCAGAGCAUCACUGCGCUAGAGACACAGACCAAGGAUGGCAGUGAGCUGAUCAACAGAGUGGUCAGUCAUCCGUCUGAGUCUGUCUCCAUCACUGCUCAUGAAAACCGCACCAUCCGCUACCUAGACAAUAAGACGGGUAAAGUUGUCCACUCAAUGGUGGCUCAUCUGGAUGCAGUCACUUGUCUUACUACAGACCCUAAAGGCACUUACCUCAUCUCUGGCAGCCAUGACUGCUCGGUGCGUCUGUGGAUGCUGGACAACAGGACAUGUGUGCAGGAGAUCACAGCCCACAGGAAGAAGCACGAUGAGGCUAUUCAUGACGUGGCCUUCCACUCCUCUCAGCCGUUCAUUGCCAGUGCUGGAGCAGAUGCACUUGCCAAGAUAUUUGUGUGACAGCGCUGUUGUCAUCCUGAGUCCUAUAACCACAACUGGGCCAAAGGAGUGGAUAAACUUCACCUACCUACACACACACACACACACACACACUGUCCUGCGCCCUGCCGGCUGGGUCACCACCACAGGACAUCACCUCCCCUCGAUUCCUCACUGUUCUCUGAUGCCUCACUGACUUCUUGUAAUACUAAUCACACAUGUUUUUUCAACUUUAACUGCGCUGUUUUCAACAACAACAAAAAAGAGAAAACGUAUGUCUGGAGUAACACUUUUUCUACACUACAGUAUUGUUCAGCUUUUUUUCCACCCCUCAGCCUGCCAGUGGUUUUUGCAAAGCACCAUUUGUGUGUGAACUGCUGACAAACUUAACAGAAAACCACAGUGGAAACACUCCCAGUGCACACAACACACAAAUGCUUGGUUGCAUUCGAGUUUUUUUUUUUUUUUUUUUUAAAUCGCUGCAAACUUGUUUAUCUAUGAUACUCAUACUGUACGGAGGCAUGAUUUAAACAGUAAGACAGAAACACCUGACCAACCUCUGCAUUGGACAACAAUGUAUUACAUUCCAAAGACUCCAGGGGAAGUGUGUGUGUGUGUGUGCGUGUGUAUGAGAGAGAGAGAUGUUGCAUUUGGGGGUUGGAGUAUGUUUAACUUAGGUAUGUGUGAUCUAAGGAGGCGCAAAAAAUGAUCACUAACCAGUGUUUAAACGGAUAGCUUUAAUUUGAACUUCAUCGCCAAGUCAUCGAUUCUCAUUGUGUGUCUGGAUAUUUAAGUGUCCCCAUGAUUCUGCCUCUAAUUUUACGAGUGUGUGUGAGAGAGAAAGGCUAUCUUGUACAAUCCACUGUAUGAGGUAAAUGUACAUAUUUACUCAAGCAAGGUCCAUUUCUACAAAUGUCCAGUUUGAGCUCUCCUUUGCAGACAGGUGGCGUCACACCCCUGUGAACUGGUUUAAAGAUGGAUAUCAUGGGAGCACAGUUUGUAGGCGACAGGGGCGUGUCCGUUUUUAUUCUCUCAACUAAUGACUGAGUGUGUCUUUUGUCACUUUUUACUGUACAAAAGAGAGCGAGCGAGUGAGUGUGUGUUUGUAUACGCACUAGUUAUAUCAUGGUGCUAUGAAAGACCUUGUCAGUCUUGAGUCAGAAUCAGGGACAUGUGGUGUGUGUGUGUGUGGGAGAAAGAGAUUGUGUUUUUUUUACAUAUCGGACGACAGAUGUUCAUCGAGUCAAUUCACUUUUACACUAAGUUGUUGCGGUUCCGUCAUUUCACUAACGGUGGUCACGUUUCAGAAUCAACACUCGUGUUAAUGUCUCUCAUCAGAGGGAUGUGGCUAAUGUUGACAGCAGUGGGUUCAGGUCUGAGGAGUGUACAGAGCUGAGGAUUAUUAUAUCACAGUGAGGACCACAUGGACUGAAAUUAAGUUCUUAAGGUGUUCUUGUGGUUCCCCUUUUUUUUUUUUUUUUUUUUUUCCUGCCAGUGUGUAGGCAUAUAGACAUGUAUUUAUUCAGGCUUUCGGUUGUGUGUUUGUGAUUCCCUCUUCUUGUUUGAUGUGCAUCAGUUGCUCGUUACCCAGUGAGGUAAGGAUGGGAAGAUGGACUCUGUAGAGACAUGUAGCCCCAAAAAAACAGAAGGAAGGGGGAGAAAAGAAACAAAAAAAUAUAAACAAAACUCUACUUUUGUUAAAGAAGAGUAACGUGAUUCAGCAACUAAUCUGUCUUGCUGAGUCAGUACAGUUUUGCCAUUUGUAAAAUGACCCAGACAAGUAGCCAGGAGGUGAUAGUUUUCUCCAAACAGGGUGUUGGACUCCGCUGCAUAUCCUUUUUUUUUGCAUCUACAUUAUAAUAUACAGCUCCUGGACAUGAUGUCCUGUUAUCACAUGUAAUAACAGUUUGGCGGCAUGUUGCACUACAUCAAACGGUGGAUGCUGUUUCUUAGACACAGGGUGCAGAGAAAAGGUUUGACACGUGUUUCUAGUACAAUCAGGAGUAAAUACUACAUGUGUAAAAGCUGCUGUGGCUCACAGUUUAUUUUCUUUCUUUCUUUUUGAUAGUGAGGAUAACUGAUGUUUAAACUACUGUGUCCCCUCUUAGAAUCAAGACAAAUCAGUAUGACACAAGAAAAAAAAAAAAGAGGCUGCGAAUGACAACUAGAGAUGCCAAUAUGUGCAGUAAAUGUCCACCAUUUCUUUGUUUUUCUUUCUUGCAUUCUUUUCUUUUCAACUAUGAUUAUUAAGAUGUAAGAAUACUGUAGUAUUAUAAGUGAACCAUUCUUCCUUGCUAGGCAUAGAACUUGCUUGUGAUUGAUAAUGGCAAUGUAUAACUUGUACAAAAGCAAAAUAAUUAAAACUUUUGAAAAAUGAAAAAAAAAAAGUAAAACUGUUACCAGUCAGAGGCCAAGGUACAGGACUCUCAUUUCUUUGUGUUUUUAUUUUUUUAUUAGCAAUUUAUCACUGUGUGAUAUUUUGUACAUCAUAUUAAGCUGUAUUCAAACUGUUUUCCUCUAACUACAAGCGAUAAGAGACCUGCCUUUUAUUAAUUUUGUCUUCUAUAUUUUUGAACUGCAUUCUAGCUUGUAUCGGAUGACUUUCCCUUUUUUUUGUUUACGGGUCCUUUUGUUGUAUGUCAUUAAGGAAGAAAAAAAAAUGAAGAUUUUUGUACAGUGA
Solea solea (common sole) is the source of this 5120-nucleotide messenger RNA. It is a transcript of the gene strn4, whose product is annotated as striatin, calmodulin binding protein 4. Gene Ontology annotation, molecular function: protein-containing complex binding; calmodulin binding; protein phosphatase 2A binding. Gene Ontology annotation, cellular component: dendrite. Bases 155 to 2461 code for a protein of 768 amino acids. NCBI's taxonomy places the organism in Eukaryota, Metazoa, Chordata, Actinopteri, Pleuronectiformes, Soleidae. The record is from RefSeq and is a predicted model, not a curated record. The transcript has 18 exons.